Molecule: messenger RNA, 756 nt
Organism: Penicillium roqueforti
Lineage: Eukaryota; Fungi; Ascomycota; Eurotiomycetes; Eurotiales; Aspergillaceae
Product: DUF4419 domain-containing protein
Exons: 1
Coding region: 1-756 (251 amino acids)
Source: RefSeq, a predicted model, not a curated record
AUGGACACUGUGGACUUUGGUGAAAUGGCGUUGGAUAUGACCAAACUAAUGGAAGAGCAUAUUGUGAAUCCGGAGCUACGGAACUGGAUUAUGCCAGCCUUUAGUACCACGACUGCAUCCGAUGAGGUGGUGGCAGCUAUAUUGAUGAUAGGCUCUACACAGAAGUAUUUCUCAUACCAAUUUACCAUCCGGUGCGGAAUUCCGUCUGUCACUUUACUCGGCCAGCGUGAGGACUGGGCACUUAUGGCAACGAAGCUUGAUCAGCUAGCUCACCUAGGGGAUGAGCCUGCUCGAUUUGCUCAGCUUCUUCGACCGGUUCUUAACAACUUCGUUGCUGCCUUCGACAACCCUGAAGCACCGGAUGUACUGAGCUUCUGGAGCAAAUGUGCGGACAGAAGAGGCGGGGCUAGCAGGCCAACCUAUCUGACAGGCUGGAUAUCGGUCUUUUGUUUCUGGAGUAAUGAUGGAAAGUUGCUUCACCCAGAGUCAAUCUUUCCAGUAUCCUCGCAAGACUUUAAGAUACGAGACACGAAGUUCGGUCUUGAUGAGGCUUUGUCACGCUGCGUAGACACAGAGAAAGUCCCUCUGGGCUAUGUCUCUGUGCCGGUUCUAGUUAAUAAUCUUGGACACGAAUUCGACGCUGUGAUGUUGGCCGGGUUGAUCGGCAUACAAGCCACUUCGAGUGGAGCGAUGCUAGAUGGUUCUGGAGGCCAUGAUUACCGGCGAACCCUUCCAUAUUUCGUGGAAAAUAACUAA